This is a messenger RNA of Quercus robur (English oak), 905 nucleotides long. RefSeq lists its product as uncharacterized. The transcript is spliced from 3 exons. Lineage: Eukaryota; Viridiplantae; Streptophyta; Magnoliopsida; Fagales; Fagaceae. The coding region runs from base 1 to 552 and encodes 183 amino acids. The record is from RefSeq and is a predicted model, not a curated record.
AUGGAAGACAUAAAAAAUAUUCCACCACCAUACGAAAGGUUUUCUCAGAAACUCUGCUCAUACGACUUUCGGUCAGUCUCAGAGGACGCAAGGUACUUUUUGGAUCUACUAAGGGAUGACGAUGGAGGGCAUUGGCUGAAGAUUAAAAAAAAAACGCUUUCCACAGGCCGCGCUUACUCGAUCCAUAUUGCAUUGAGAGGAUUGAAAACUUUCUACGAUGCAGUUUCUGAGGCCCUGAACUCUCCUAAUUUGGAUUGUUCCUUCAACCGAAGGAUCGAACACAAGGUUUUUAAAUUUCGAAGGUCGCCAAAUACUCUUAAGCUCGUUGACAAUUCCGUUUGGAUUAUAGUUCCUGACACUGAUUGGGAUGGCUUUCGGAAUGGGCUGAUUCAGAUGUUAGAGGUUCAAGAUGAGGGGUGGAGCUUGUGUCCAGUGGCCAGUGGCCACUGGACACAAGCCAUACCCCAAGCUGAGGUGCGAUUGGCUACUUGGUUUGAAGAUAUUCAGGCUGAGUUCAGGGGUUUAGAGCUCCAUGGAAAUCACUUUGGCUAAUUCGUUCCAUACGGAAUGAGUUCAGUGGCUCUGUCACAGUUUGUGAAAUAACCAAUUGGGUUUGUGGCUUUCAAUUGGGCGAGUUUGUGAAUUGUACGUUGAAUUUACUUUUUCUUCUAUAUGCUCUUUAAUUAAUUACUCUGAUGAUUUGGGUAAAGUAGUAUGGCAAAUGCUGUAUAGUGUAUAGAGAGAGAGUGAGAGAUAUAAACAGCUUUAAUUCCCAGGAGUCGUAAGGUGGCGAUUCAAACCUUAGCUUACCCAAAGCAUUGCUUUAAAUUAAUAGCUUAAAAACGCAUCGUAAUGCUAUGCAUCUCAGUCAGCCAUCUUCUAGACUGUUUUUCUGAAUGGUUUUU